AUGCGUCGGCGACGAUCAGAUGAGCUGCCGCGGUUCAUAGACGAAGCUAAAUCUCCCUCGUUCCGCCUGCGACGCCGCCACACGUACUACUUCCUCGGCUUCUUCCUUAUCUGCUGGAUCCUCUAUCCAUCGCGCAAGACGACACCUCAUACUGGAGAUACUAUCAGGGUCAAUUGGUCGAAUUAUGCGUACAGCGUGUACGCGACCGACAGCACCCAACUAUGCCACGCCGUGAUGGUCCUGGACGCGCUCGCUCGAUUCGGUAGCAAGGCAGACCGCGUCCUCUUCUACCCGGAGUUUUGGGACACAAAAGUAGACAGCGCCCAGGACCGAGACAGUCAACUACUCAACUUAGCGCGCGAUGUAUACAAGGCAAAGCUUCAUCCUAUCAGGCUGCUUGAGGUAGCAGGCCGUACAGAAGGUGACUGGGUAUGGGACAAGACCGUCACGAAGCUCAUGGCCUUUGGUCUGGAGUACUACGACCGCGUAAUCGCUUUAGAGUCGCAGAUCACGCUCCUCGACACUCUCGAUGAGCUCUUCCUCCUCCCUCAGACGCCGAUAGCGAUGGCACGGGCAUACUGGACGGAUAGCAAACCGUGGCCAUUGUCGACGACGCUCAUGGUUGUCAAGCCUAGCCUCGACGAGCUUGCGAAGUUCAAGAACCGCAUGGAAGGGGGUGGUGAUAGCAUGUUGGUCGAAAUGCACAGAUAUGACAUGGAGAUCCUCAACGAACGCUUUGAGGAGAGCGCGCUAGUACUUCCACAUCGACCUUACGCCCUUCGUACGGCAGAGUUCAGGCGCCACAAUCAUUCCGAGUAUCUGGGCAGCGCUGAUGAGACAUGGGACGCUGAGAAGGUCUACAAGGAGGGGAAGAUCAUCCAGUUCAGCGACCUGCCGCUGCCUCCCCCAUCAGUCAUGUGGUCAGAACAGGCGUUAGAGGAGAUGCAGCCCGAUUGUGGCGGCAGCCCCGAGGGAACCUGCGCUGAGAGACGGAUAUGGAAGGGCUUAUAUGAAGAUUUCAGAAAGAGGCGGAAGGACGUUUGCAAGCUGCUCAGCGUGCCAGCACCGGAUUGGGCCAAGAUCAAAAGCGAGCUUCAUCACGAGGUUGUGACUGGGUUUCGUAGUGUUGCGCCGGUAGGUGAGGCUGCGUCUGCGUCUGGUUCUGGUUCUGGUUCUGGUUCUGGUUCUACUUCUACUCCUGGUGCACCUUCACAUGAGAAAUAG
Alternaria incomplexa is the source of this 1224-nucleotide messenger RNA. RefSeq lists its product as uncharacterized. The transcript is spliced from 2 exons. The record is from RefSeq and is a predicted model, not a curated record. Gene Ontology annotation, molecular function: glycosyltransferase activity. The coding region runs from base 1 to 1224 and encodes 407 amino acids. NCBI's taxonomy places the organism in Eukaryota, Fungi, Ascomycota, Dothideomycetes, Pleosporales, Pleosporaceae.